Dictyostelium purpureum is the source of this 1416-nucleotide messenger RNA. RefSeq lists its product as uncharacterized. Bases 54 to 1286 code for a protein of 410 amino acids. NCBI's taxonomy places the organism in Eukaryota, Evosea, Eumycetozoa, Dictyosteliales, Dictyosteliaceae. The record is from RefSeq and is a predicted model, not a curated record. The transcript is spliced from 2 exons.
UUAUUAUUUUUUUUUUUUGUUUUUUAAAAUUAUUGCUCCUAUUUUUUUAUAGAAUGUUUUAUAGUAUAAAUAAAUUAGUAUUUCUAAUAUUAUUUUUAAUAUUAAGUAAAAUUAAUUGUAAUAUUUUAGGUUCAGAAGAACCCAGUCAAACUCCAACAAAUGUUCCAGAUAAACAAUUAAAAAUUGAUUUGGUCUCUUAUAGUUUUAAAAACUGUGAAUUAAAAAUCUAUGUUUUUUCAAAGAUUUAUGGUAAUGAUGCAAUCCAAGUAAAUUAUAAUGGUCAAGUUUUUAAAAAUGAUAGAGUUGCUUACCUAAAUAGAGAAAAAGUCAAAAAAGAAAUGGGUGGUGACGUAAGCAAGUAUCUUGAUUCAACUACUGAGCAAGAGUUUUUAAAAAUAUUAUAUAUUGAACCAGUAAAUAUAACACAAGUUUCAAAUGUCUCGGUACAAUAUCAAAAUAGAUCAAAUAGUUUGGAAGAUUCCCAAAUUAAAUUAUUAGAGCUAAAGUCCACCAUAUGCAAUAGUACAAUCAAAGAAAGAAUUUUAGAAUUGAAUGGUGUAUUUUUUUAUUCCAAUAGUCAACUACCUGUAAUUAAUAUCGAGGCAGUAAGAAAAGAUCAACUAUACCACAGAUGUAUACCUAUGGUAGCAUCAAAUUCCUCCAUUAGAUGUAUUUUGGAUAAAUCCUUUUUUAGUGGCUGUAUAGAAAGAAUCAAGAUGAAGAAUGUAGAAGGAUUUUCCCAACAGUAUACCGCUUUAAAAGAUGAUGUUUGUUCAGAAAAGCCUUUAGUCAAAAAGUUGUUCAUCCAACAAGAUGCCGUUUCAAGAUCAUUCAAAUUAACAAUUAUUGGUAAAAAUUUUGAAGGUGGUGUAAAUGCAUAUCUUAGACUAGAGUGUGAAAAGCCUAUCGAUAUCUAUGAUAGAACAGACCUUUCGGUACCCGAUUUACACAACUAUGGCAGUUUAUUCCUAUCAGAGUCAUCAAAAAUAAGUGACCAUAUUUUAAUUUAUAAUUUUCCUGACGAUGUUUCCGAUGUUUUAGAAUUGAAUGAUUUUAGUGGAGAGAAUUUCUACAACUAUUUGGUACUAGAGCAGCUAUAUGGGCAAACAGAGCACAGUAAAAAUAUUACCAAAAGAGAAUUGGUAGAAAUAAAAUGGUCUGAUGUUGUUGUAAAUAACACUGAUUCAAGAUUAAUCGGCUUAGUUGCUAUACCAGGUUUCCUUUUUAUGGUUUUUAUUAUAUUAAUAGUAAUAUUAUUAUAUAAUAAAAUUACUAGAGGUGAAUAAAAAAAGAAAUAAUGGUAUUGGUGGCAGUAAAUAAUAAUAACUAUUAAAUAAAAGCAUUAUAAAUAAAUCAUUAAAAAUCCUGUAAAUAAAGUUCUUUGUUUAAAAAAAAAAAAUAAAAAAAAUUAAAGGU